GUCUACAUCUGCUUGGGUUCAAACCGAUCAAAUCACUUGAGCGACAUUUCUAUGUUCGUCCGGCGCAGUUUCUCUAUCCAGAUGAAAGCACCGUGCGCGGGAGUCGUCUUUGGUUUACCACACUACUCCAGACCUGUCUGAAUAAACAAGUUAUCGCUUUGGGUUUGUGUGUUCAACGCAAAGCAUUGCCUCCGCGGCUGGUGGCGUUGUUGCCACAGGCCGAACAACUCGACGAGGAUGGCAAUCAAAUUACUCCACCCGGAUUUCAACUUAUUCAUCUUCCUUACGCGGACGAUUUUCGUGAACUGGAUUUACCCGAAGUCCCACCUGGUGAGUAG
Echinostoma caproni is the source of this 338-nucleotide messenger RNA. The record is from the annotation of a GenBank genome assembly. NCBI's taxonomy places the organism in Eukaryota, Metazoa, Platyhelminthes, Trematoda, Plagiorchiida, Echinostomatidae.